Musa acuminata subsp. malaccensis (wild Malaysian banana) is the source of this 7141-nucleotide messenger RNA. Lineage: Eukaryota; Viridiplantae; Streptophyta; Magnoliopsida; Zingiberales; Musaceae. The record is from RefSeq and is a predicted model, not a curated record.
AACAAUAGCGAUAGGAGAGAGAAACAGCGAGAGAAGCGGCGGAGUGCGGCGUUUUUCUCUGGGUGGAGGAUCUUUUGGAAUCUCUAGCUUGGGUUUGGCAGUUGCCGGGAAUCGAAGAUCUUUUGCUUCUUCCUAGCUUUUAUCGAUAUAGAGCGAACCCGUCCGACGAAGAACGCGUCGUCCCGAACGGCUCUUUGAUCGACUCUUUCUCCGGCGUUUCUUUGUUCGAUUCUUCAUAAAUCUACUUCCUUUUACCUGAAACCUGGUUGAGAGUUUCAGCAAGCUCGUAAAGAUCUAAACUUUGUUCCAAAACCUCAAAGAAUGAGUGGUCUUUCGCCUAUGGCCUCCGCUGACCCGUGCUCGGCUUUAAAGCUUGGCGCAGGGACGUUGGCGCCUUCUUGCGUUGCGCACUACAAGAGGAACGACCGCCGUGGAAGCAGGGCCGUGUGGUUCUCUGCCUUGCGACGAUCUCAUACUAUCUCCUCGGAGAGCCGUUUUCUUGGUAUACAAAGGCACCAUCCACGGCGCACCGACGACCUCACACGUUGUUUGAUGCCGAAGCGGAACGUCGUUGCCACCUCUCGAUCCCCAUCAACGUCCAUGUCUGAGUUGCCAGAGAAGCCCAUGGGUCUUUAUGAUCCCUCCUUCGAGAAAGACUCUUGUGGUGUCGGAUUUAUUGCUGAGCUAUCCGGCGAAUAUAGCCAUAAAACAGUUGACAAUGCACUGCAGAUGCUGGAGAGGAUGGCGCACCGUGGUGCUUGUGGCUGCGAGGCUAACACUGGCGAUGGGGCUGGCAUCCUUGUAGCUCUUCCGCACGAGUUCCUCAACGAGGUAACCAAAGAUUUGGGGUUUGAACUGCCACCACCCAGUAAGUAUGCUGUUGGCAUGUUCUUCAUGCCAACUGAUGAUAGCCGCAGGGAGAAAAGCAAAGCUGCAUUCGUGGAGGUUGCAGAAUCCUUGGGGCAUGUUAUUCUUGGCUGGCGUCCGGUACCAACAAAUAAUACGGAGCUUGGUGAGUCUGCUCGACGGACAGAGCCAAUCAUUGAGCAAGUUUUUCUUACUCCAAGUGCACAAUCCAAUGCUGAUUUUGAGCAACAGAUGUAUAUAUUAAGGAGAUUCUCAAUGGUUUCUGUUCGAGCUGCUUUGAAUCUGAAGCGUGGUGCAGCGAAGGAAUUCUAUAUAUGCUCAUUGUCUUCGAGGACUAUUGUUUACAAAGGUCAGCUAAAGCCUGUUCAGCUGAAAAACUACUAUUAUGCAGAUCUUGGUGACAAAAAGUUUACGAGUUACAUGGCCCUGGUGCAUUCUCGAUUCUCCACAAACACAUUUCCCAGCUGGGACCGUGCACAACCAAUGCGUGUAGUGGGUCACAAUGGAGAAAUCAACACUUUACGAGGAAACAUAAACUGGAUGAGGGCACGGGAGGGUCUCUUAAAGUGCAAGGAAUUAGGCUUAUCGGAAGAUGGAAUGAAGCAAAUUUUACCAAUUGUUGAUGCUAGCUCAUCCGAUUCAGGGGCAUUUGAUGGUGUUCUUGAGCUGUUGGUUCGUUCUGGUAGGAGCAUGCCAGAAGCUGUCAUGAUGAUGAUACCUGAGGCAUGGCAGAAUGAUAAAAACAUGGAUUCUGAAAGGAAGGCUUUGUAUGAAUAUUUCUCAGCUCUCAUGGAGCCCUGGGAUGGACCUGCUCUCAUUUCAUUUACUGAUGGUCGCUAUCUUGGAGCAACACUUGAUCGCAAUGGGUUGAGACCUGGUCGGUUUUAUAUUACACAUAGUGGCCUUGUUAUUAUGGCCAGUGAAGUAGGCGUUGUAGAUAUCCCUCCGGACGAAGUGGCCAGGAAAGGAAGGCUAAACCCAGGAAUGAUGCUGCUGGUGGAUUUUGAACAUGGCAUUGUUGUUGAUGAUGAGGCACUGAAGAGACAGUACUCACAAGCUAGACCAUAUGGAAAGUGGCUUAAGAGACAGAAGAUUUGUCUUGAAGACAUUGUCAAUUCUGUUUCCAAAAGUGACAUGGUUCCUCCAUGCAUUUUCGGAGCAGUUCUGUUCCAGGGUGAUGAGAAAAUUGAGAACACAGGAAUUAGUGGUCUUUUGGCACCACUUAAGGCCUUUGGUUACACAGUAGAAACUUUGGAGAUGCUGAUGCUGCCUAUGGCAAAAGAUGCCAGUGAAGCUCUUGGCUCAAUGGGAAAUGAUACUCCCUUGGCUGUGAUGUCAGGUAGAGAGAAACUGACAUUUGAGUACUUUAAGCAGAUGUUUGCGCAAGUCACAAACCCUCCAAUUGAUCCAAUAAGGGAGCAAAUUGUAACUUCUAUGGAAUGUAUGAUCGGUCCAGAAGGUGACCUCACGGAAACCACAGAAAAACAGUGCAAUCGCCUUUCUUUGAAGGGGCCUCUUCUUUCCAUAGAAGAAAUGGAAGCUAUAAAAAAAAUGGACUAUAGAGGUUGGCGCAGCAAAGUUCUUGACAUCACAUAUCCAAAAAAGCAUGGCCGAAAAGGUCUAGAGCAGACUUUGGAUAGGAUUUGUUCUGAAGUUCGCGAGGCUAUUGGUGAUGGUUAUACAACAAUUGUCUUGUCUGACAGAGGUUUUUCAUCAGAGCAUGUUGCUGUUAGUUCUCUGUUAGCAGUUGGGGCUGUUCAUCAACAUCUAGUCUCAACACUAGAGAGGACACACAUUGGAUUGAUUGUGGAAUCUGCAGAGCCUCGUGAAGUGCAUCACUUUUGUACCCUAGUUGGAUUUGGUGCAGAUGCCAUAUGCCCAUAUUUGGCUAUAGAAGCAAUUUGGCGACUGCAAAUUGAUGGAAAGAUCCCUCCAAAAGAAGAUGGUGAGUUUCACUCCAGAGAGGAUCUUGUCAACAAGUAUUUUAAAGCAAGCAAUUAUGGAAUGAUGAAAGUCAUAGCCAAAAUGGGGAUAUCCACUCUUGCAUCAUACAAAGGUGCACAAAUUUUUGAAGCUGUAGGUAUUUCAUCUGAGGUGAUCGAGAAGUGCUUCAAACGAACACCAAGCAGAGUUGAGGGUGCAACAUUUGAAAGUCUUGCUGGAGAUGCUCUUUGCCUUCAUGAAUUAGCAUUUCCAAUGAGAGCUUUACCUCCAGGUAGUGCAGAAGCAGUAGCACUUCCUAAUCCUGGGGAUUACCACUGGAGGAAAGGGGGUGAAUUGCACCUUAAUGAUCCCCUUGCAAUUGCAAAGUUGCAAGAGGCAGCCCGAUCUAACAGUGUGGCUGCAUACAAAGAAUAUUCUAAACUGAUACAGCAGCUGAAUAAGGGCUGCAACUUGCGUGGUAUGCUGAAGUUUAAAGAUGUCACUGGAAAAAUUUCCUUGGAUGAAGUGGAACCUGCUAGGGAAAUUGUGAAGCGUUUCUGUACUGGUGCAAUGAGUUAUGGUUCAAUAUCUUUAGAAGCACAUACAACUCUAGCUAUUGCAAUGAACAAACUUGGAGGCAAAUCUAACACUGGUGAGGGAGGUGAACAACCUUCACGUAUGGAGCCUCUUUCAGAUGGUUCAAUGAAUCCAAAGAGGAGUGCAAUUAAGCAAGUGGCAAGUGGAAGAUUUGGUGUGUCAAUAUACUAUCUUACCAAUGCUGAUGAGCUUCAGAUAAAGAUGGCACAGGGUGCUAAACCAGGAGAAGGAGGUGAACUUCCUGGACAUAAGGUCAUUGGUGAUAUUGCAGUAACAAGAAAUUCUACAGCUGGUGUAGGGCUUAUUAGUCCUCCACCCCACCAUGAUAUAUACUCAAUUGAGGACCUUGCCCAAUUAAUUUUUGAUCUUAAGAAUUCGAAUCCAGGAGCUCGAAUUAGCGUUAAGCUAGUUUCUGAGGCUGGCGUUGGGGUAAUUGCUAGUGGGGUUGUAAAAGGGCACGCAGACCAUGUAUUGAUAUCUGGCCAUGAUGGUGGUACUGGAGCUUCUCGUUGGACUGGCAUUAAAAAUGCAGGGCUUCCUUGGGAGCUUGGGUUGGCUGAGACACAUCAAACUCUUGUUGCAAAUGACCUUCGUGGGCGAGCAGUCUUGCAAACUGAUGGUCAGCUUAAGACUGGACGGGAUGUUGCCAUAGCUGCUCUACUUGGUGCAGAAGAGUUUGGUUUCAGUACUGCACCUCUUAUAACACUUGGCUGCAUUAUGAUGCGGAAGUGCCAUAAGAACACUUGCCCCGUUGGCAUAGCCACUCAAGAUCCUGUUCUUCGUCAAAAAUUCGCAGGGCAACCUGAGCAUGUUAUAAAUUUUUUCUUCAUGUUGGCAGAAGAAGUCCGUGAGAUCAUGGCCCAGCUGGGCUUUCAAACCGUUAAUGAGAUGAUUGGCCGUGUGGACAUGUUAGAGGUUGAUAAAGAAGUCAUUUUGAGCAAUGAAAAAUUGAAAAAUAUCAAUCUCUCAUUACUGCUUAAACCGGCAGCUGAAAUUAGGCCAGGUGCUUCUCAGUAUUGCAUUCAGAAACAGGAUCAUGGUCUGGACUUGGUAUUAGAUCAAAAACUGAUUACUCUAUCAAAAGCUGCUCUGGACAAAGGUUUGCCUGUAUUUAUUGAGACCCCAAUUUAUAAUGUAAAUCGUACUGCUGGCACCAUGCUUAGCCAUGAAGUCACUAAACUCUACCAUAUGAAAGGAUUACCUCCUGAUACAAUCCACAUUAGGCUAAAUGGAAGUGCUGGUCAGAGUCUUGGGGCAUUUCUUUGCCCUGGUAUCACACUUGAGCUUGAAGGAGACAGCAAUGACUAUGUUGGGAAAGGGUUAUCUGGUGGCAAGAUUGUAGUUUAUCCUCCAAGAGAAAGUAAGUUUGAUCCGAAGGAAAACAUAGUUAUUGGUAAUGUUGCUUUGUAUGGAGCUAUAAAAGGGGAGGCAUAUUUUAAUGGAAUGGCAGCGGAGAGGUUCUGCGUACGUAACUCGGGUGCUACAGCAGUUGUAGAAGGUGUUGGUGAUCAUGGAUGCGAGUAUAUGACUGGUGGUAUUGUUGUUAUACUUGGGAAAACUGGGAGGAACUUUGCAGCUGGAAUGAGUGGUGGAAUUGCUUAUGUCCUUGAUGUGGAUGGGAAGUUUGAAGCUCGAUGCAACCUUGAGCUAGUUGAUCUUGAAAAUGUUGAGGAUGAAGAGGACAUUACAACACUAAGAAUGAUGAUACAGCAACAUCAGCGCCAUACAAAAAGUCAGUUAGCGAAGGAAAUCCUGUCCAAUUUUAACAAUCUACUGUGCAAGUUUGUAAAGGUAUUUCCUCGAGAUUAUAAGGGGGUACUUCAGAAUUUAAAGGCAGAGCAAGCUUCUAAAGAAGCCAAGAAAAAAGACAAAAAAGAGCUGAUGAAGGAUGUUUCUGCAGUAUCUAAGUUGGCAACUGAACGUUCUGAUAAGAAGGAGACAACGAAUAGGCCAACACAGGUUGAUAAUGCUAUUAAGCAUCGUGGUUUUCUUGCAUAUGAGCGUCACGGCAUAUCUUAUAGAGAUCCAAAUAAUCGAAUUAAAGAUUGGAAGGAAGUUGCUGUGGAGUUGAAGCCUGGGCCACUUACAAAAACCCAAUCUGCCCGUUGCAUGGAUUGUGGAACCCCUUUCUGUCAUCAGGAUCAAUCUGGGUGCCCUCUUGGAAAUAAGAUACCUGAAUUCAAUGAACUUGUCCACCAAAAUAGGUGGCGUGAAGCUUUAGAUCGACUCCUAGAAACAAACAACUUCCCAGAAUUUACUGGUCGAGUUUGCCCUGCUCCAUGUGAAGGAUCUUGUGUUCUGGGUAUCAUUGAGAACCCUGUGUCUAUUAAGAGUAUAGAAUGUGCCAUCAUUGACAAAGGUUUUGAGGAAGGAUGGGUGAAACCUCGACCUCCACAACGGAGAACUGGGAAGAAGGUCGCCAUAGUUGGUAGUGGCCCAGCUGGUCUAGCCGCAGCUGAUCAGCUAAACAAAAUGGGUCACCUGGUAACUGUUUAUGAGCGUGCUGACCGUAUGGGGGGAUUAAUGAUGUAUGGAGUUCCCAACAUGAAGGCAGACAAGUUUUACAUUGUUCAACGUCGUGUAAACCUAAUGAAAGAGGAAGGUGUUAAGUUUGUGGUCAAUGCCAAUGUUGGAGUAGAUCCAUUGUACUCCCUUGACCAUCUUCGUGCCGAAAACGAUGCAAUAGUUUUGGCUUGUGGAGCUACAAAACCUAGGGAUCUGACAGUUCCUGGAAGGGAGCUCUCUGGUAUUCAUUUUGCCAUGGAAUUUCUUCAUGCAAACACCAAAAGCUUGCUUGAUAGCAAUCUUGAUGAUGGUAAAUACAUAUCUGCCAAGGAUAAGAAAGUGGUUGUGGUAGGCGGAGGAGAUACAGGAACAGAUUGUAUUGGGACCUCCAUCCGACAUGGUUGUACCAAUAUUGUAAACUUGGAACUCCUUCCUAUACCUCCCCGAAAAAGAGCACCUGGCAACCCAUGGCCCCAGUGGCCUAGGAUCUUCCGAGUAGAUUAUGGUCACCAAGAAGCAACCGCCAAGUUUGGAAAAGACCCGAGAUCAUAUCAGGUUUUGACAAAGAGAUUUGUGGGAGAUGAAAAUGGAGUUGUGAAAGGCCUUGAGGUGGUACAAGUGUGUUGGGAAAAAGAUAGUGGAGGAAGAUUACAGUUCAAGGAAGUCGAAGGUUCUGAAAAGAUAUUUGAGGCUGAUCUAGUCCUAUUGGCUAUGGGUUUCCUUGGCCCAGAAUCGACAAUUGCUGAUCAACUGGGUGUGGAAAGAGACAACCGUUCAAACUUCAAAGCAGAUUUCGGAUGCUUCUCAACCAAUGUGGAAGGAGUAUUUGCCGCUGGCGAUUGUAGGCGCGGCCAGUCACUGGUCGUUUGGGCCAUCAGCGAGGGCAGACAAGCAGCCUCUCAUGUCGACAAGUACCUAAUGAGAGAUGAAACUAAUGCCACGAAGAACGGUGUUGCAGUUGCAUAGAUACGCUUCACUCCAGGAUGUAACAGGACAGUUCUAAAACCAACUAGUUAAGUAUCCAGCUAGUGAGUCCGGCCGACUGUAUCUUCUGGUUGAAUCCAAGUUUGAGAUAUUGUUGUGCAGUAAAGUAAGUAGUGUUAAUUAUCUAGCUGAACGACGUCGUAUUUAUGCGUUUUGGAGUUGUAUUUGUUUCUGUUCUUGUCUUUCACAAGCUGUAUUGUGGCUUAGAAACAGUGUUAAGUUCUCUCCAUUGUUCAAAUAAAAGAUGCAAAAUUGAUCUCUGAAA